AUGUCUGAAUUCAAUCUGACCUCUCAGGACACUCAACUCUGCAACCGGACAGAAGAUAUCCAGAAGAAGCUGGCUGCAAAAGGGCUAAGGGAUCCAUGGGGCCGCAAUGAAGCUUGGAGAUACAUGGGCGGCUUUGCAAAGAGUGUUUCCUUUUUUGAUGUAUUCUUUAAAGGAUUCAAGUGGGGAUUUGCUGCAUUUGUGGUAGCUGUAGGAGCUGAAUAUUACCUGAAUUCCCUGAAUAAAGAUAAGAAGCAUCACUGA
This is a messenger RNA of Macaca mulatta (Rhesus monkey), 261 nucleotides long. The record is from RefSeq and is a predicted model, not a curated record. Lineage: Eukaryota; Metazoa; Chordata; Mammalia; Primates; Cercopithecidae.